Molecule: messenger RNA, 1450 nt
Organism: Aplosporella prunicola CBS 121167
Lineage: Eukaryota; Fungi; Ascomycota; Dothideomycetes; Botryosphaeriales; Aplosporellaceae
Exons: 3
Coding region: 167-1222 (351 amino acids)
Molecular function (GO): oxidoreductase activity; zinc ion binding
Source: RefSeq, a predicted model, not a curated record
UCGACCUUCUUCCCUGGCUCCUCUCUUCACUGCACUCUGCAAGUCUUCCACUUCCACCACUUCCACCACUUCCACCUUCGCCCGCUCCUCCUCCCUUCGCUUUUUCCAAAGCACCACCAACAACUACUUCCACCAAUCCAACAACUUCCAUUCCAACUUCGCCAAAAUGUCUGAGGUUCCCAAGAAGCAGAUGGCUCAGGUCAUCGAGCAGAAGGGCGGUCCCUGUGUCUACAAGGAGAUCGACGUCCCUACUCCCGGCCCCGAUGAGGUCCUGGUCAACAUCAAGUACUCCGGUGUCUGCCACACUGACCUGCACGCCAUGAACGGCGACUGGCCGCUCCCCGUCAAGAUGCCCCUGGUCGGUGGCCACGAGGGUGCCGGUGUUGUCGUCGCUCGCGGCGAGCUCGUCGACGACAUUGAGAUUGGCGACCUUGCCGGUAUCAAGUGGUUGAACGGCUCCUGCCUGUCUUGCGACUUCUGCAUGCAGUCCGACGAGUCUCUGUGCCCCAAGGCUCUGCUGUCCGGUUACACCGUUGACGGCACCUUCCAGCAGUACGCCAUUGGCAAGGCUGCUCACGUUGCCAGGAUCCCCAAGGGCACCGACCUUGCUGCCAUUGCUCCCGUCCUGUGUGCCGGUAUCACCGUCUACAAGGGCAUCAAGGAGGCUGGCGUUCGCCCUGGCCAGACCAUUGCCAUUGUCGGUGCCGGUGGUGGACUGGGCUCCCUCGCCCUCCAGUACUGCAAGGCCAUGGGCAUCCACGCCAUUGGUGUUGACGGUGGUGAGGAGAAGGAGAAGCUUUGCAUGAGCAUGGGCGCCACCGCCUUCGUCGACUUCACCAAGAGCAAGAACAUCGUCAAGGACGUCCAGGCCAAGACCAACGAGGGUCUCGGCCCCCACGCCGUCAUCCUGCUCGCCGUCAGCGAGAAGCCCUUCCAGCAGGCCGCCGAAUACGUCCGUCCCCGCGGUACCGUCGUCUGCAUUGGUAUGCCCGCUGGUGCCUACCUGAAGGCUCCCGUCUUCGACACCGUCGUCCGCAUGGUCCGCUUCCAGGGCUCGUACGUUGGUAACCGCCAGGACACCAAGGAGGCGCUCGACUUCUUCAGCCGCGGCCUGAUCAAGGCCCCCUACAAGAUCGUCGGCCUGACGGAGCUGAACGACGUCUACGACAAGAUGAAGCAGGGCGCCAUUGCCGGCCGCUACGUCGUCGACACCUCCAAAUAGAGCAGUCGCAUUCUAGACGCCACAAAAUACCCAGGGGAUGAAGAAGGCGUUUGCAGGCGGUUGAACUCUGUUAUGAGGACUUUUCCUUGAUUUGUUAUUUUUCUAGUUUUAUUUUCCUUUAUGAGGUUCAUGAUGAUCAUCACUGGGCGGCGACGAGAGGUCGCCCGCUGUAAAUAAAUACAUAUACAAAUACUCCUACUAGCUUCCCAAGGGGGAAUUGAACAAACU